AUGAUUGCAGGGGCCACUUCAUGUUUCCAGAGUAGCCCACAAGGGUUACAAAUCUAUGGGAUGACUGAUAAUGUAUCAGCUUCUAUGGAGGCCGGCGCCGGCGGCGGGGAGACACAUUCGGGGGCUUUUCUAUACAGUCUCUCAAUCCUUAAGGACAAGGUUCAUCAGGUGCAAUCACUUGCUGGUGUCCUUAUGUCUUCUGAUCACAAUCAACCUGAAUCAUCAGCUAUUGCAAUAGCUAGUAUGGGCACUCUCAGUCAAGAAAUCAUGGUUACUGCUUCUUCCAUGAUGUUCAAUUGCCAACAACUCGCCGGCGCCGUUGGUGGUGGUGGUUCUACUACAACAGUUAAUGAUCAAACCGGUCAUGAAAUUCAGCAAAGGUGUAUCAUCAAGGUUCAUCCUACUGGUGGAUUGCCUCAACAUAAUGGCACCCAUGAAGUUCAAUUGGGAGAAGAAGAAGAAGACGCCGGCAGAGGGUUCUUCCCACACGAACAACUUGAUUGGUACGCGGAUAACUAUGAUCAUAAUAAUAGUGGUAGUAGUAACAAUAGUCACAGCAACUACGCGAACAUGAUGAACAAAAACAAUAACAAGAGCAAUAGAAUCAAGAUCAGUGAGGGCUUAGUAGAGAGGGAAUUGCCAAAUGGGGUGGAAAACACUGAUGGAUCUCUUGGUUAUCCAUAUGAUGUCAUUGAAUUGGAUGCUGCGGAUUUAUUAGCUAAGUAUACACAUUAUUGUCAAGUCUGUGGUAAGGGAUUCAAGAGGGAUGCUAAUCUUAGGAUGCAUAUGAGAGCUCAUGGAGAUAAGUAUAAGUCUAGUGCAGCUUUAAGCAACCCUUUGAAGAAUAGUGGGGAAGGAGAGGGUGGUAAAGGCUUUUCUUCUUCUGUGAGAUUGCCUAGGAAAUAUUCAUGUCCACAAGAAGGUUGUAAAUGGAACAAAAACCAUGCCAAGUUUCAGCCAUUGAAAUCUAUGAUUUGUGCAAAGAAUCACUACAAGAGAAGCCAUUGCCCUAAGAUGUAUGUUUGUAACAGAUGCAAUCAGAAGCAGUUUUCUGUGUUAUCUGAUCUCAGGACUCAUGAGAAGCACUGUGGUGAACAGAAGUGGCAGUGUUCAUGUGGAACUACUUUCUCUAGGAAGGAUAAGCUCAUGGGUCAUGUUGCUUUGUUCACUGGGCACACUCCAGUUGCGAAUUCUUCCUUUGUGAAUUCGCAAAAGAUCGAUCAUCAUGCAAUGCAAAUUCAUUAG
Macadamia integrifolia is the source of this 1245-nucleotide messenger RNA. Its product is annotated as protein SENSITIVE TO PROTON RHIZOTOXICITY 2-like. Gene Ontology annotation, biological process: response to acidic pH; response to aluminum ion. The record is from RefSeq and is a predicted model, not a curated record. NCBI's taxonomy places the organism in Eukaryota, Viridiplantae, Streptophyta, Magnoliopsida, Proteales, Proteaceae. The transcript has a single exon. The coding region runs from base 1 to 1245 and encodes 414 amino acids.